UCUUUAGUUGUUUAAAAUUGCUCACGUCCACGAAUCACAUAAAAGAAAAUAAAAAAUCUCAAUUAAUUUUUUUUGGCUUUUGUUGCACACUCGUGACCUCCAUUAAUGGCUGCAGGCUGCAAGUAAACCUCAGUUUGCUACAUAAUGUUAAUGGCACCCUCAGCCCCAGGCGUCUAUACUUCAUGAAGAGUCGGAUCUUGGAUAUUUGAUUGAAUCUGGAAAAUGGGUUGUCGGAUUUGGGUUAUGGGCAUGUGCCUUUGGAUGUGUGUGUUCAGCUACAGCUUCAUUUCUGUGAACUCAAGGAUUGUAGGAGAUGGGGUUGCUGAGGGGACUGUUUUCAUUGAUGGGAAAGCAGCCAUUGGGAGGAUUGAUGAUGAUUUUGUUUGUGCAACCAUUGAUUGGUGGCCUCCUGAGAAAUGUGACUAUGGAACAUGCAGCUGGGGUCGUGCUUCUCUGCUCAAUCUGGAUCUUGGCAACAAUAUUCUAUUAAAUGCCAUAAAAGCCUUUUCUCCCUUAAAACUUCGACUGGGGGGCAGUUUGCAAGACAAGGUGAUAUAUGAUACUGAAGAAAACAAGCAACCUUGUAUUCCUUUUGCUAAGAAUACCUCAGAGCUGUUUGGUUUCACUCAGGGUUGCUUACCCAUAAAUAGAUGGGAUGAAUUAAACAACUUCUUCAAGAAAUCUGGGGCUAAGAUUAUUUUCGGCUUAAAUGCUCUCAAUGGACGAUCUAUCAAGUCUGAUGGGUCUACCACUGGAGCUUGGGAUUACACUAAUGCUGAAUCUCUAAUACAUUAUACUGUCAGAAACAACCACACCAUUCAUGGUUGGGAGCUCGGAAAUGAAUUGAGUGGGAAUGGAGUGGGAACAAGAGUUGCAGCAGAUCAGUAUGCCUUGGACACCAUCUCUUUACAAAGAAUAGUCCAAAAUAUUUACAAGGAGAUAGAGCCAAAGCCCCUGAUCAUAGCACCAGGAGGAUUCUUUGAUGCAAAAUGGUUCAAAGAAUUCUUAGAUAAGGCAACCACAUCUUUGGAUGUCAUCACCCACCACAUAUAUAAUCUGGGGCCAGGAGUUGAUCAGCACCUUGUUGAAAAGAUCCUUGACCCAUCCUAUCUUGAUGGUGAGGCUGAUACAUUUAGGGGACUCCAUAACAUUCUCAGGACUUCUCCAACUCCAGCAACUGCAUGGGUUGGUGAGGCAGGAGGGGCUUACAAUAGUGGCCACAAUCUUGUCACCAAUGCAUUUGUGUUUAGUUUCUGGUACUUAGAUCAGCUUGGAAUGGCGUCAGCAUUCGACACAAAGACAUACUGCAGACAGACGUUUAUCGGCGGAAACUACGGUCUACUUAACACCACAACCUUUGAACCAAAUCCGGAUUACUACAGUGCUCUUCUUUGGCAUAGACUAAUGGGAAGAAAAGUUCUGUCAACUAGCUUUUCAGGGACAAAGAAAAUCCGAGCUUACACUCACUGUGCAAAACAUUCUAAAGGAAUCACAAUAUUGUUAAUCAACCUUGACAAUAGCACAACCAUCCAGGCCAAAGUAGGCUUCAACAGUAGUUGGAGUUUUGGACAUAAAAAGAAUAUUUUUCAGCUGCUUCAAGUUUAUGAAAGAGAGGAAUACCAUCUAACAGCAAAAGAUGGGAAUUUACACAGCCAAAGAGUGCUGCUAAAUGGAAACAUUUUGAGUGUAAAUUCAUCUGGGGAGAUACCUCCUUUGGAGCCUUUGUAUGCAAAUUCAUCAAACCCAAUAAAGGUAGAUCCUUUCUCUAUUGUAUUCGCUCACAUCCCUGAUCUUGUUCUUCCUGCUUGCAUGUAGGAUGGCACUAGAUGGAACUAAAAUUGGUUACAUCUAGUAAUCAAAUAAGUGAGAGAAUACAAGAGAAACGAUUUUAUCCUUUUUUGUUAGUGAAGCAUAAUUCUUUUUUUC
Corylus avellana is the source of this 1926-nucleotide messenger RNA. It is a transcript of the gene GUS3, whose product is annotated as glucuronidase 3. The record is from RefSeq and is a predicted model, not a curated record. NCBI's taxonomy places the organism in Eukaryota, Viridiplantae, Streptophyta, Magnoliopsida, Fagales, Betulaceae. Gene Ontology annotation, cellular component: membrane; plant-type cell wall. Gene Ontology annotation, molecular function: beta-glucuronidase activity.